CCGCGCGCGUCUCGGUCGGUCGGCAAGUUAAUUUUAAGGCACGCCGCGAUUGUAUUGAAAUGUUCCCCGAAAGAUGCGUCGAGAGUGAAAAAAAGAGGCGGGUGUUCACUCGAUUCCCCUCCCACGUGUGCGACUCGCUGGUCUGGCUGAAUUAACGAGACGACGACACUCACGUUUCGUGGAGUCGAGGAACGACGUAGUGUACUUUCGGUCGCUCGAAAGAGCGAGCUCUCUUAAUUACGAAGGAGCUUUACGCGCUCUUCCGCCGCGGUUAAAUGUAGAGAUCGUUCUGCCAGAUAAGCCUGCAGUUACGUCGUUGCAGAAGAAUGCACGGGGAUCAACCUGCUCGGGAUCCCUCCGUCGGGGUAUCGACGCGCGGGCGAACGCGCUCGUUAUUUAAAAAGUAGCUGAAAGCCGCUCGAUCGAAUAUCGCAAUGAGGAAACCGGCGCGCGCUCCCCAUCGUCGGGAAUUAUUCGAGCGAGGAGGCGACGCUUUCGUUUUUUUCCGCGGGGAAAUCUCGUUGCUCGGACGUGUGGAACGCGGGAAAAGCGUUGCGCGGUGAGAAAGUCGCUCUUUGCGCAAUAAAAACUCGUCGACCUACAGCUCGAUCUGUAACACGGGUCGAGUCGGUGGAAGGAAACCGAGUGGGACAGCCUCUCGGCGACAAUAUCCGAUAUAUCGAGGCAAACGUUAACGAGCUAUUAAUUCGUCAUUUGCGAGAGGAGAGCGGAAUGUUGGCCACUUAUACCGACACUUUCCAGAAGCGAUUCGUCGGCGGGACGCGGGGAGCGACGUCCGGGAAGACGGAGGAGCAUGCAAAUUCCCAGCGCGGCCGCGGAGAAAAAUAGGAGUGCACCGUGUGAUACAUUGACGCACGACAUUACGCAUAAGAAACGCACGAGAAAUAUGCACGGCAGCAGUGUGAGGCGCGCCUCGGAGCUCCAAGCUCGGCUCGCGUGAGAUGCCUUUAUGAUCCGGAGGAUCAUCGAGAGACAAUGGCGACGCAGGUGGAGGAGACCCCCUCGACGGAGGCGUCUCCUUGGUACGGCAAAGUGUUCGAGUGCUGGAGCAAUCGCAACCGAGUCAGCCCCGGUAGAAUGGAGCUGCCCGACUGCGACUUCUUCAUCGUCGCACCGCGACGCACCUUGCGCGUACUCCGGCCGGCCUUGAAGAGCGGCUGGUUCUACGAGAGCACGAUCGACCGACCGGAGUCGAUCAACGACAAUUUCUUCGCGCGCUGGUCCAGGAGGCCGCAUCCCUCCGGCAACUGCAGGUGCUCCUUCCGCCAGUCCACCGGCGCAGCCCUGAGCAGCAACGAGGAGCGCAUCAUAUCCGCCGAGCUCAAUCGUAUACGGACCAGCCUCUGCGAGGCGGAGAAGAACGCGCGCGACAUCGAGGAAUUGGAGCAGAGGGUCUCGGUGAAUUUGCAAAAGCUGCGCGACAACCCGGUGCUCGAGGACCACCGGCCGUUCGAGCAGAGCGCGAAGCACCAGAUUGUCAAGGAUCUCGAACGGUAUAUUAAUACGCUUUUGGAGGAGAUACUCGACGACACCGUGAAGCACGUGACCGAGGUGGAAAGGAACGGCAUACCACAUUCCGAAGCGCCUUGGCAACGAGCGAACAAUUUUAAAAAGUCGCGACCUGACGAAUCCAAAGAGGGAAUAUCGAUCGAGAGGGACGGAUCCUUGAUCGAUAUCGAUUCCCCCGUAGCCGGUAAGACGCAGGAACGAUGGGGUGUGAAAAAUCGAGACAAGAAGCAACUCGCGAAAGUUCCGAUGAACGAGGGCUACGUGAACCCCGCUUUCGUCGGUUCGACGGAUCGACUGGCUUCCUUAGAUUUCGAUCGCGCCAAACACGCUGACCUGUACCUCGAAAUGUCAGCGCACACGGAGAGCAUUGCGCCGGAGCAAAUGGAUUGCGUGGACUCCGGCAUAAACAGCGUGGAGACCAUCGAGUUUCAGCCGGACCAAGAGGCCAGCUUCGAGCAGUCGCUUUUACGAAUUAUCGAUGAGAAACUGGGCAGAGGCCCGGCGACGAAUAAUCCGGGCGAGGACAGUUCCGAGAGGAAUUUGCCGAAAGUGGUUUCAGAUGUUGAGGAACAUCGGACCGAUUCUCAAAAGAGCGAGAGGCCUUGGGCGAAACUCGAGACUACCCCGGUUGAUUUGGGUUCCGAGACAGUGGAGCAGCUGGAGGACACCGUUAACACGCAGACCGACUUCAAGAAGCUUCGUCUAGAAUUCCAAGACAACGACCAGAAGCCUUCCCUGAACGGUGGGGCUCUGUCGAAGCUUGGCGCUAAGGUCGGCGCCAAGCUGAAAGAAACUCCGCCGAUCGAGCUGAAGGAUUAUAGGAAAGAGUGGUCGGAGCUGGGCGGGAUCUCUUCGCAGGGCAGCGCGCGACGGGAUCUGCAGGAUUCGGUGACGUUUCGAAGGAACAGGAAGCCGACUAUCGUCUUCCUGCACGGCUUCGGUUCGUCGGCCGAGAUCUUCGAGCAUCAGCUACAGUACUUCUCGUCGCUCGGUUAUCCUUGCAUCGCUCCCGACAUGCUGGGACACGGUAUGAGCUCGGCGCCCGGUCGGUCGCGGGAUUACCAUUUCGGCAAAUUGCUCAAGGACCUGGACGCUGUUCUGCAUCAUUACGCUUUCAAGCCCGGCGAAAAGUGCGUCUUGGUAGCGCACAAUUACGGAUGCAGCUUCGCCACGGCCUUGGCUUACAAAUACGACAGCAAUAUCCAUCAGCUCGUGUUGAUUUCGGGUGGCGGCCCGACCCCAUUGGCCCCGCCAAGCACAGAAAGCGCCGGACACUGUUGUCUCAGGGCGAUCCUCGCGCCUCUUCUCAUGUGCGGUCUUCAUCGAGAUAUUUUGUAUUCCGCGCGGGGUCGGCAACAUCCUUAUUGCGGUCAAGAGUCGACGGAACAGUGGCCUUCGCAUAUGAAACAUGUAUUGGACGGUAUGAUAUGGCCGGAGGGCGACUACGUUUUUCAUAGGAGGAUAUGCACACCGACCCUUCUGGUGCAUGGAUUAAGAGACAAUAAAGUGUCCUUGGUACAGGAGUGUCAAAUGGAAAGGACAAUGAUGAAAGCUUUCCUCGAAGCUAUUCCAAUGGCUGGUCAUAGCCCUAUGACUGAAUGUCCUCAGCAGUUAAAUCAUAUGAUACAUUGUUUUAUAGACUUGUGGAAAAACAAAAAGUGGCAGCAGUGAUAUCGCGUAUUUUUAGUUUAAGUUAUUCGAACGUAGGAAUAAUAAUCUAAAAAGUUAUAUAUCAUAUCGAAAUUGUAUCGACUGAAUUGUUUUAUGGACCGGUUAUUAACUAAUUAGAUGUAACAUGAAACUCGUAUAUGCAAGUUGAAAGGAAAUAAGCUAUUCAUUUUACGAUCUUACAAAGAGACUCGGUUUGAUAGAACGAUAAGGUAAAUUUGUAAGUAAAGUGUGUGCAUAACGCGCGUAGCGCGGCCUCGUGAAUGUGCCAAGAUGUACAGAUUAAAUAAAUACAAAGUGUCUUAUUUGUCUCGAUCACUUGAAAUAACGUACACGCAUUUCUAAAUUUCUCUGUCGUCUUUAAAGUCGAUAAUUACCACUAUGUAUGUAUAAUUUUGAAUCUUCGACGUACCUGAACUGUUAUCAAAUUGUAAUUAAACUGUAUGUGAUACUGUGUCUUCCCAUUUAAAUAGAAUAGUGCUUUUUCGCGAGAUGUAUUAGAUUAUACUUUUCAUGUCGGACGGAAGAGUUAUUCAAAGUGAUCCAGCAAAUAUCGAACAGAGGCUAUGGAACAGCAUGUAGAUUUGACCAAAGAUCGUUUAUAUAUAUCAUACACAUCUAUUUCAUACGCGCAUAUGGUAUAUUUUUAGUCUAAGUUAUUCGUUUUAUCAAUAAAACUGUAUGCAGUUCA
Dinoponera quadriceps is the source of this 3889-nucleotide messenger RNA. RefSeq lists its product as uncharacterized. The transcript is spliced from 5 exons. NCBI's taxonomy places the organism in Eukaryota, Metazoa, Arthropoda, Insecta, Hymenoptera, Formicidae. Bases 997 to 3201 code for a protein of 734 amino acids. The record is from RefSeq and is a predicted model, not a curated record.